AUGUCUCCGCGAGAAUAUCCCAAGAUUUGGGGGAAAUUCGAGCGUAAUGUUGAAGGGAAGGGCACAUUAUCCUUUGUAAUAGAGGAUGUCCCUGAAGCUAUGUGGGAUUCGGCAGUGGAAUUUAUGCUCGGUAAUUACAUAGAGGAGGACGUCUGGUGGUCGACAGCUGGUACUGCGCAAGACCAGGAUGCUAUACAGGAGUAUCGAGUGCUUUGGGCAUCUAUCAUAAGGCAGAAAAUGACUCUGGCUUGUUUUCUUGUUGGAGAAGAUGGUGCAGAGAGGAAAUUGGUGGGAGUCAAUAUGUGUAUGCUGCAAGAGAAAGAUCAUUUCGUCGAACAUAACCCACCGAAGACGAAAGCAGGAUUGCUAUCUCUCCGAAUGUUUGCUGAAGCAAUGAAGGUGACAGCAGUUUACGAUAAAUACGAUACAGCGUCCUAUCUCAUGGGAGCGGGACUCUCCGUGGCACCGGAGUACAGGAGACUUGGUAUAUCCGUUGAACUGCUCAAAUGCAGAAUGUUGCUGGCAAAGGAGAUCGGCCAGCUCGUAACUGGUGGUAUAUUUACAAGCACUGCCGCCCAACGAGCUGCGGAAAAGGCGGGAAUGGAGUGUUUGUAUCAAGUACCUUAUAAAGAAUUCGGAGAGCAAUGUGAAAUCGAUUUUAACACCGACACCGAGUCCUUAAAGAUUUUCGGUAAGAGAAUCGAAUAGAAUUACAAUAGCACUAUAAAACGAGUCCGAGAAAAAUCUUUAUUAUUAAAACGCUCUUCCUUUUAGUAUUUUCUCUCUUUACGACAUCAUAUUACAGGAUUGUAAAACCACUUCAAGUUUAAUGUUCGCCCUAUUUUCGAACACAUUUUGUAUUUCUUUUGCGUCGCUUGAGUAUCGUAAUAAACACUUUAUAAAC
This is a messenger RNA of Zerene cesonia (dogface butterfly), 904 nucleotides long. RefSeq lists its product as uncharacterized. Gene Ontology annotation, molecular function: N-acetyltransferase activity. Bases 1 to 708 code for a protein of 235 amino acids. NCBI's taxonomy places the organism in Eukaryota, Metazoa, Arthropoda, Insecta, Lepidoptera, Pieridae. The transcript is spliced from 4 exons. The record is from RefSeq and is a predicted model, not a curated record.